UCCUUAUUCAACCUAUCUGACAUUGUAAAAUAAUAAUAAAAAUGCGAGCGCGUGUCCUGAAGAAUAUUUUUCGCGCCUUGAAACAAAUGCGCAUCGCAGAUCGCACGGCGAAUCACAAAAAUAAACACACGUGAGUUGUAUGAGCAACAAUUUUGUAUGUAGUACUUGCAUUCAGUUCUUCACGCACGGAAGUAUUCGGUCGACAAAGUGAACAAUGAAAAGUGAAAAACCGAAGAAAAAACAUGGCAAGAAAUUCAACUCGUCCAGUGCAAUGGGCAAGAGUAGCGAUUUGGCUCAAGCGGAAGGCCAAGAUUCAAAUCCAAACAGGGCAAAGCGAAGAAAAAAUCGACUCGAGCCAAAUGCCGAGGCGAAAAAACUGAUGAAAUUCGCCCAAACAAAAAUCGAGGAUGGAAAGAAACCGGCGCUGGAAAAACGUGCAGGGCCCAAGAAGGAUGAAAAGGAACAAGUUUUAAAGCCCCCGAUUAUUGACCAAAAGAUUUUGGAGAAAUACUCCAGAGGUACUGGAGUAUCUAUUAAAAGCUUCAAGCAGAAAACUUUCAGGAAAAGGCUCGAGUCGAAGGAGAAGAAAAUUAAAUUUUUCACCGAGGAAGCUGCAAGGAAUGAGCUUCUUCUCACAGAAGAUGCAGGAUUUUUAGAGCCUGAAGGAUAUGAGGAGACUGCUGAAUUCACUCAAAAGCAGAUUGUAAAGGCUGUCGACAUCACAAGUGCCACAAAACAUUUUGAGCUUAAUUUGGAAUUUGGACCUUAUAGAAUUGACUAUACCAGAAAUGGGAGAAAUUUGUUGCUGGGUGGUAGAAGGGGUCACGUAGCAGCAUUCGAUUGGGUCACCAAGAGACUCAUGUGCGAAAUCAAUGUCAUGGAAGACGUCAUGGAUCUGAAAUGGCUCCACUCCGAGACCAUGUUUGCCACAGCUCAAAAGGAUUGGGUGUACAUUUACGACAACGAAGGAAGUGAAAUUCAUUGCAUCAAACAAAUGCACAAAGUCCUGCGCAUGGAGUACCUUCCUUAUCAUUUCCUCCUAGCGGCAGCUUCCGAAACGGGGCAUUUGAACUGGCUGGACGUCUCGAUAGGAAAGAUGGUGGCCGGGUUCAAUGCAAAGAUGGGUCGGUUGCCCCACAUGGCCCAAAACCCCUUCAACGGCACCGUCGUCCUUGGCCAUCCGACCGGCGUUGUUUCUCUCUGGAGUCCCAUGGUCAAAGAGCCUCUGGCCAAAAUGUUGUGUCAGAAGACCGGAAUCAUGUCCAUGGCCGUUGACCCUGCUGGAAAGUACAUCGCCUCAUGCGGAAUGGACAGAAACAUGAACAUCUGGGACAUCAGAGCCAUGAAGCCAUUGCAGAGCUACCGGACGGUCGGAGUUCCCACAUCGCUGUCUCUCAGCCACAAGGGCUGUCUGGCCGCUGGGAACGGAGAUAUUGUUCAGGUGUACAAAGACUGCAUCAACACUCCUGUUGAUGGACCUUAUUUGACCUUUAAAUGCAAGCAGUGGUCAAUCAAGCAGGUGCAGUUUUGUCCGUUUGAAGAUGUCCUUGGUAUUGGAGCUGAACGAGGAUUCUCAAGCAUUCUAGUGCCUGGCUCUGGUGAAGCAAACUUUGACUCGUAUGAGCAAAAUCCAUUCAGAACCAAGUCGCAGAGGAAAGAAGCCGAGGUCAAAUCGCUGCUGGAAAAGAUUCCCGCCGAGCUCAUCACCCUUGACCCUCUGGCCAUCACUGAAGUUGACAUUCCAACCUUGCACGAGAAAGUGGAAGCUCAGAAAAAACUUCUGUACAUGAGACCUCCAAAAAUCGAUUACAACCCAAGAAGGAAAAACAAAAAGGGAGGAGGAGUCCAGGCUGCUAAAACUAGGAAAAUCCUGCAAGAAGAAGCGAAGAAGGACUUCAUUAAGCUCAUGAAGGACAACAAGCCAGACCUGCUCACACCUAUUGGUGGUAAGAGCAGCAAUCGACCAGCUCAGCCUCCAAGUGUUCUGGACAGGUUCAAAGCCAAGCCCAAGAAAAAAUCCACUCCCGUUGAUGGCUGAAUAUUUUGUAAUUUAAUAAUAAAAAUAUUAUUAAAAU
Messenger RNA from Neocloeon triangulifer, 2075 nucleotides. RefSeq names its product WD repeat-containing protein 46. Gene Ontology annotation, cellular component: nucleolus; small-subunit processome; 90S preribosome. Gene Ontology annotation, biological process: maturation of SSU-rRNA from tricistronic rRNA transcript (SSU-rRNA, 5.8S rRNA, LSU-rRNA). Bases 215 to 2038 code for a protein of 607 amino acids. The transcript has 10 exons. The record is from RefSeq and is a predicted model, not a curated record. Gene Ontology annotation, molecular function: protein binding. NCBI's taxonomy places the organism in Eukaryota, Metazoa, Arthropoda, Insecta, Ephemeroptera, Baetidae.